Nilaparvata lugens (brown planthopper) is the source of this 8536-nucleotide messenger RNA. RefSeq names its product small subunit processome component 20 homolog. The record is from RefSeq and is a predicted model, not a curated record. Gene Ontology annotation, cellular component: small-subunit processome; 90S preribosome; nucleolus. NCBI's taxonomy places the organism in Eukaryota, Metazoa, Arthropoda, Insecta, Hemiptera, Delphacidae.
UUUCAGUUUGAACCAUUCUCGACGCGUAUAAAUAAUAUCGAUAUCGAUGUUUUCCAUCGAGUCGGUCAUCGCUAUGAAGAGUCGAAUGAAGAAGUUGUCACAAACUUCUACUCAGUCUUUCAACGAUGGAAUGACUUGAAUAAGUCUGAGAGCUACAGACUGUUGAGAAGCAACAUUUAUAUAGGAAGCAUCCAAACGUUGCCGCAACUUGUUCUACAGAAGCAGCAUGUGGUUGACGUGCUAUUGGAUCAUUUAUCGUUACAAUAUGAAUUGUCACUUCAGGCCACAUUGGAGCUGGUGGUGGCCCUCGCCCAAGACCUGGUCCAGGACUUCUAUCCGUACUACGCUCAGUUCCACACGAAACUGAUUGGCCUACUGAACACGAAAAACGUGGACUGCUUGGAGUGGACUUUCACAUGCCUGGCCUACCUGUUCAAGUUCUUGUGGCGCUACAUCGUCAAGGACCUGUCAGCUGUUUUCGAAAGUCUGAUUCCGCUGCUGAGCAGCUCAAGGCCGCAGUAUAUCAACAACUUUGCGGCCGACUGCUUUGCGUUUGUGGCGCGCAAAGUUCGGGAUAAGACCAAUUUUUUGAAGUUGAUUCUGCGAUCCAUCCAUAAGCACAAGGACGGUGUCGCGGGAUGUGGCCGCCUGCUAUUGGCCACAAUGUCUGGUGUGACAGGUCAGUUCCACAGUUGCGCCGAGUCGCUGCUCCUGCUUCUGCUGCGUUCGCUGGCCAACGAAGCGAUGCCUCGCCGGCUGCUCUUCCAAGUGCUCCACUCCAUGGCCAACAUCAUGCACACGGCUAUCAGUCCCAAUCACAGCGCUAUCUUCUGGGAUUGUGUCAUUAAAGUAGCCGACGAGUUCUUGAACGAGCUGGAAACAGGCGAACGCAUGGAGGAUGCAGCCGGCUUUCUGCUGAGACUUGUGCAGAGCGCGCUGGCUUGGCGAGACGCUUCUUGGCUGUCCGACAAUGCUCAGCGUGUUCUACUUUGCCUACUGAAAUUCGUGGACUGCAACCGCAGCGCCAUCUUGCAUCACCUGGUGGAAACUGUCAGCAUUCUGCUGCUCUCUGCCAAUGUGACGCUCACUCAGGAGCUGUCUAGUCGCACUAUUAAUAAGAUUCUUGGCAUCGAGGACAGAAGUGUUGUGAAACUAUUCUUGGAGAAGAUGAUUGGCUACUCUGGUUUGGACCUGUUGAUUCUGCCCAAGUUGAUUGACUUUUGUGCAAGGGGAACGUCGCCGGCUGAAACUCGCGAUCUGUUGGUGAAAUUGGUGCUGGCCAAAAGUCUGCCCACCUGCUGGGAUCAGAACGAACAAAAUGGAUCCAGCACUCGUUAUGUUUUGAACUUCCAAACUGCCAUGUCGAAAUAUAGCAAAGCGAGUUUCAGUUCCAUGGUUUUGGAAGAAAUACCAACAUCGGAGGAAGCAGUCAUUGAAAACUUGGAAUCAAUAAUCUCCUACCUGAUUAUCCUUCCUCAUUUGGAACCUAUGAAUGGAAACGACAUACUACAAAAACUUGGUUCAUUGAUGGAAACAAUUCGGUCCAUACUAGCGGAAUGUAGUAGUGAUGAAUUAGUAGGAAGAGUAUUGUUUCUACUGUUCACUGCUUUGAAAUGCUUUUCAAUGGUGAAAACCACAGCGUGUUCAACUAAAGCGAUAAUUCCAAGAGAAGUUAGCAUUUCAGUGCUACCCUACCUCAAGCAUUACUCUUACCGUAAUGUUGCAUUGAAAUGUUUGAUGAUUUGUUUGGAGGACUGUGAGGAUAGCUUGGUUCAAGAAAUAGUCAAUCAGUCUUGGGAUGACGUAGUUGCGGGACUUUCAUCAGAGUACCAUCAGGUGAGGCUUAGCAGUGCACAGAUAUUGGUGCGACUUGUUGGAGAGGGGGAAGAUUAUGCAGAAACCAAACGAUGUUUGCUGACCAUCAUUGAAGCCGAAAACAUUCCAUGCACAGUGCACGACUACAGAGAAAAACUAAAAGCUCUACAGCAGAUCGAAUGUUGUCAGAUGAUCAAUGAAAGUAAACACCCCACUCUACCUCUGAACUAUCUGCUGGGUGUUCUCUAUGUGAACUUCAAACUCCUGUGGGAACCAACCUGCAAACUGAUUACAUCUUAUGCUGAUAAUUUACCUCGAGCAGAAUUCUGGAAGGUUUUCCUGGCUAGACUUCUAGUUGCCAAAGAGGAUGUUAUAAAUCAGAAAUCGUUGUCAACAAUUGAAAUUGACCUUCCCGAGUUGCAUCAGUAUCGUGAUAAAAUCCUGAACUUGGAUGACAAGCCCGAUCACUGGAACUACAGGAAUAUGCUGUGGAAGAGCAUGGUCGAUUUUGCUUCUAUCUGUGAACAAAAGAAUCGUGAUAUCGUUCCUUUGUUUCUCUCUUUUGUUGAGGAUGAAUACUUCCGAGCUGACUCGGAUGUAGCCUCAAAGUGGAAUAUCAAACAGGGUCCCAGGCCAGGAGAGGAACUAGCUGUAGAGGACGAUGACGAGAUGAAGGCUCAGGAAGUGGAUUCAGAGGAGAAUGGAAAAGACGAAGGUCUGAAGAAGAAUGAAGAUGUGGAGAUGGAAGAACUACAAGUACAGUCAAAGAAUGAAGAUGUAGAGAUGGAUGAACUGGAAGGAGAGACAAAGACAAAUGGAGAAUGCGGACUAAAUAACGAUAUUACUUGUGAAAAUAAGUCGGAUGACCACAAAGAUGAAAAAUCUUCUCUAAAUUCGAGCACCGUUGAAUCGAAUGUGAUUAGGAAAGGAAAGUCUGCUUCUAAGGCACUUCUUGCGCACAUUAUGAUAUUUGGAAAGUUCAAAGAUCCCAACUCAAUGUACAAGGAGCCAGAAGUGAAGAAAAUCUUCUUUGAAUUGCUGACUCACAAAAAUCCCGAAGUACAAAAGAGUGCUCUGGAUUGUGUGAUGACCUACAAGCAUAAAUGUGUUCUUCCCUACAAGAGCCAUCUGUAUGGACUGAUAGAUGAUAAAUCGUUCAAGGAUGAAAUCACAUUGUUCCGUAUUGACACUGAGAGUGAGAUGGUGAGGCCUGAACAUAGGCCUGAACUUAUGCCAAUUGUGAUGAGGAUCCUGUACAGUAAAAUGCUGAACAAGAGUGGUGUAAGGACGGGAAGUAAGUCUCUUGGCCAGCUGAGACGUUCCAUGGUGCUUCGAUUCCUGGCGGGUUGCCAUGCUGAUGAGCUGAUGAUGUAUUUGCAGAUGGCAUUUAGGCUGUAUACUCCGUAUGUGAAAGACGGUGUGAGAGAAACGGUUGACGAGGUGACAGCCACCCUAGACCUGGGAGCAAUGGUGCCGCCCCGCCGCCUCCAGUCAUCCGUCAACCUUCUCUCGGUGGUGCUCACUCAGUGCGGAGGCCUCAUGGCCAACCACCUCCUUGCCUAUCUCCUCAAGGUGCUGCUGUGCUUGGGCCAAAUGGCAAGCUGCGCGCUGCAAGCUCGCGACACAGUACACGCUGGCUAUCUGGUGCACUUGCGGCAAGUGCGUAAUUCGGCCAUUGACGUGCUUGCGCGAUUCUUCGACAGCUUCGACAAAUAUCCGUGGACUGGCCAGGAGCUGGAUGCUGUCUUUCAGGUGUUUGUAUGGCCUUACGUGGAAAAGCUUCCGAUUGAAGGAGUGCAUAGUCCAACCUCCCUCAUGAAACUUAUGAUGGCUUGGAGCAGGAACCAAAGAUUCUUCCCGCUUCUUGGCAAGUGGCACAAAACUGAAUCGUGCGAUUCUUUGACGUCAAUGAUGAGCUUGCUUUUGGGUCCGAAAACUCACAACUCAGUUGUGAACUCCAUCUUUGAUUUAAUCGAACGCUUGCUCACUCUACAAGACAAGGAGGAGGUCGAGGAGAAUGAAGAAAUGGCUGGAGAAUCUGCAAACCAAGUUCUGCCUGUUGAAACUACUAAUAUCAAAGUGUACGAUGUGAAGAAUAUACCGGACAACCUUGAGGUAAAAGAGCUGAACUACGGCAGCUACCUUUUGCUGCCGCACAUCCCGUCAGUGCUGGAGCGCAUGAAGCUGAAAAUGUCGCGUGGCAAACAUCGCGUGCAGCUCAGCCAGCGCGAUCUUCUGAUUUUGUCGCGCGCUACAGAACUGGUGUCGGACGCGACAACUAGCGAGACGCUGAUCGGCAUCCUUCUGCCGGCGCUGAUGAAGAAGGCGUCCAGCGGCGCUGACGUGCUCUGCCCGCUGCUCACCACUAUUGCCAACCUCAUCAAGAACGUUGCCGAACCUUCGCGAUACGCGCAACAGUUGGCACCCGUGUUCGCGCUCGCCUCCGCGCCCGAUGCGCGCAGACUGCUCACGCAGAUCACCUCCUCUGUUACCAAAGAUGCAAGCGGCAUAGACGAACAGCUGUUGGACGAUCUGAAUGCCUGGGACAAACGCUGGAUAGAUCAGCCUGACUUCAACAGAAGACUAGAUGCCUUCAAAAGAAUCCAGAAUUUGGUUGACUCGAAAACCAUGCCUCUAGAUUUGGGCAUAAUCAUCAUUCACACUUGUUUCCAUUUCUUGAGAACCGAAAAAGACAUGUCUUUGAGGGACAACGCGUCACAGUGCUUGCACAAGCUGUGUCCAGCCAUGGCUCACAUUCACAAGAACGCGCGCAACCUGAUCAUAGAACAGACCAUACUGAAAACAAUCGCUUCCAGCAUUCGUGAUCACAAGCAUGAGCUUGUCCAGCACGAAGCCACUUCCUUACUUGGUUGUAUGGCUCGAGAGUGUGGCGAUCUCCAUCCGAUUCUCAAAGAUUUAAGUCUACUCACUAACAAAGCAGACCUUGAAGUUGAUUUCUUUGAAAAUCUUCUGCAUUUACAAAUGCACAGGAGAGUGAGGGCACUUCUCAAACUAAACGAAGUGCUGCGAGAGUUGAAGAAGCCGCCUGUCUUGCGUAUGACCACACAAUUUAUUCUGCCAAUGAUAACACAGUUCCUCUGUUCGGACAAGUAUAUAAAUAAGAACAGUCUCCUGGAUGCUGCUAUUGAAGCACUAGGAACUGUCUGCAAGCUACUUCCAUGGCAUCAGUACGAGCUUAUCCUGAGGUUCUAUUUGGGAAAAUUGAGACACAAACUUGAUUACCAAAAGCAGACUGUCCGGAUAAUUGUGGGCGUUCUCAAUGCGUUCCACUUUGAUCUGUCCAAAGCUAACGAAGUGGAAGAAGUUAUCAAAGCAAAAGAAGUUGAGAAAGUGAAGGAGAGUAGCGAAGAGAAACUUGAAGAAAAGGUGGAGGACAAGGAAGAAGGUGGGGAUGAUGAUGAAGAGAAGAAGGAAGAAGAGGAUGAGGAAUUGGAGUUGGAGGAGGAAGUCGAGGAAGAGGAGGUAGAAGAAGAGGAGGAGAAGGUAGAAGAAGAGAUGGAAGUUGAUGGAGAGGAAGAGGGGGAAGAAGGAGAGAAGAAAGAACUGCUAGCUGUUGAUAGAAUAACAGUGAUGAGUAAGUCAGGAGCGACCAAAAUAGUGUUGAUCAUCAAGCAGGGUUUGCUACCCCAGCUGCAUAAGGCAAUUGCCAUGCGCACUCAGAGUGAUGUGGUGCACAAGUUGAACAGAAAACAGCUGGGACCAGACAGAGACGAGGAAGACGUUCUCAGGAUACCCAUCGCUCUGGCUGUAACCAAACUCCUGCAGAAACUUCCCGAGUUUGUGCUGCAACGGAACCUUCCUGGGAUCCUGAUGAAACUGUGCACGUUCCUGAAGUCGCGACUGGACAGUGUGCGGAAGACGACACGUGAAACUAUGCAGAAAGUGAUGGCGGCGCUCGGACCCAAGUACCUGGCAACGCUGAUUGGCGAGAUGACGCAGCUGCUGACACGUGGCUUCCACGUGCAUGUGCUUGUCUACUCACUACACUCGGUGCUUGUCUCCAUGAAGGGCUACCUCGAGCCGGGAGACCUUGAUCCCUGCAUAUCCAUGAUACUCGACGUGUGUAAACUGGAUUUGUUCGGCAGUGCGUCCGAAGAGAAGGAAGUGGCGCAAAUAGCUGGCAGACUGAUGGAGGCGCGUGCCAAGAAGAGCUAUGACAUGUUUCACAUCAUGGGCCAAUUCGCUACCGAAAAAUGCUUCCUCAACAUUGUUCUCCCAUUGAAAGAGGAGUUGGCCAGCACCCUAUCUCACAAAGUGAUCAACAAGAUCACAGAGUGCCUGCGCCAACUGGUGCUGGGUCUGGUGGAUAACCGGUUCGUGGCCGUCCCCUCCACACUCAUCUUCUGCUACGGCGUCACCUCGGAGAGCAUCCCCUCCCUGGCCCCGCCCACCGAACCCACCAGCGAGCAACACGCCAAACAGAUGGAGGUCGCACAUCUGCGCAAGCCCGACUCCUAUCUGCUGCCUGAAGAUCCGAAAGGCAAGCCGAAAGUGGAGGCGUCACAAUGUGCAAAGACAAAUGCGCACAUUCUGGUGGAGUUUGGACUGCAGCUGCUGCACUUCGUAUUGAAGAGAGAGAAGUUGAAGAGUGAGGACGACCCUCGUCCCUUCCUCGACCCGUUUGUGCCCAUUCUGCUCAACUGUCUCUCGUCUCAACAUGUCAAGAUCAGUACACUUGCGUUGCAAUGCUUCACAUGGAUACUGAAAAAAGAGUUGCCUGCCCUGAAAGACUGCAUCAACCAGUUCACCGAAUGCGUGUUCUCCAUUCUGCACAAAUUCGGAGCAGCCGGACUGAGCAAGGGAGACAACUUUGACCUUGUCAUGGUUGCGUUCAAGGCGAUUGCUGUGGUUGUGAGAGACGUGAACUAUUACAAGUUGACGGGCAACCAGUUGAAAGCGCUGCUACUCUACUGCGAACAGGACAUCCACGACUACACGCGACAGGCCACCGCCUUCUCGCUGCUCAAAGCCAUUCUCGGCAGGAAGCUCAUUUGCACCGAACUGCACGACGUCAUGGCCAAAGUGGCCGAGCUUAGUAUCACCUCGCAUCUCGACCAUGUUAGGCUGCAGGCCAGACAGAUAAUUCAUCAAUUUCUCACCACCUACCAACUGGGUAAAAAAUUCGGCAAGCACUUGAAUUUUUACAUCACAAAUUUGGAUUACAAUUUCCAACCAGGCCGUGAAUCAGCUCUAGAAUUGAUUCACUCACUGAUCACAACUGUUCCAAAGGAGGUGCUAAAGAAGCAUUAUGGCGUGAUAUUUGUGCCGGUGACGGCAUGCCUGGUGAACGAUGACUCGCCCGAGUGCCGGCAGAAGGCGGCACAGGUGGUGACGUCACUGCUCGACAACCUCCACCACAAUGCGGUCGACAAGCUGUUCGACAUUGUCACGCUUUGGAUGCAGGAGAAACAGAUAGGACACAGGCGAUUGAGUGUACAGGUGUGUGGACUGUUCAUAUCGUUCGAGAAAGAGCGCUUCGAGAAGCGUUUACCCGCUCUCAUGGAGACCAUUUUGGACCAGUUCAGUGGCUCCUUCAGGGACGAUUCGGUCGGCAAGUACGUGCGCCGGAAACCGGCCUGUGACGUCACAGAUGGCGCCGAAAACGAAGCGGAUGACGUCAGCAAUAUGGCCGACCACCAUCUCUAUCAGCUGCUCAACAUGCUGGUGAAAAUCGCCUCGUUUUGUCCCAAGUUCCUCAAAGAUCCGGCCUACACACAAUACGUGGAAACUAUAUCAGAGAACGCGCAGAAGUUGUUGUCACACCCGCACGAGUGGGUGCGUCUGGCCGCGGCCCAGUUUCUCAGCAGGGUGAUCGCGCAGCUGCAGCCAGCUGAGAUAGCCGCCAUUGCCAACGGAGAGAGAGAGGAGACAGCCGGCUAUCUGCGCAACAGCACGCGUGCGCAGCUCAAGGCAUUCGCGUUGGACCACUGCAAUCAGCUGAUUCCUGGUGUUGAUUUGCACGACAAGUUCCUUAUGCAGUGUAUGAAAAACUUGGUGUUUGUGGGCGAAGUACUGAAAGACGUGGUGAAUGUGGAAGACGAGCAACUGUUGUCUCUCUCUUGGCUGAUCAGGGUGAUGAGGAAAUCGAUUCACGUCGAAAUAGCCAAAAUGCCUUCUUCAACUGUUGUUAGAAAGAUGGUGUUCCACUGGAUAGCAGCGAUUGCGUUGAAGCUGGACAAAGAGGCAUUGCAGCCGAUUCUCAACCACAUGCUGGCGCCGCUGGUCAGGGAAUUGAAUGUGGCCGACGAUGGGGGCGGCAGCGGAGGCGGUAGUGGGGGCGGUAACGGAGGUGUUGACCUGAGGCAGAUCGCCAAGGAGGCGGCAGUCUAUGUGCGGCGAAAAAUCGGCGCCGAAGACUAUAACCGCCUGGUGGCCAAUCUCACAACAAGGCUGGAUGUGCGACGCGCCGAACGCAAGAAGGAGAGAGCUCAGUUGGCUGUGACAGAACCUGAACUAGCCGCCAAGAAGAAGAUUUUGAAACAACAGAAAAAGAAAGAACAAAAGAAGAGGAAAAUAGCGUCGUUUAAAGGCAAGAAAGGCAUAAUAAAAAGGCGGAAAAAGAGUGUUGGAGAUGUUGAGAUUACGUAGAUUAGUAUACUAAAAAUUUGUUUUUAAGUUUGAGAAAUUCAAAUAUAUUUCAUUUAAUAAUGUAAUGUUAAUGUAAUAUGAAAUGUAAAUAUAUUUUUAUUUUUUAAGUAAA